This is a messenger RNA of Photinus pyralis (common eastern firefly), 1063 nucleotides long. It is a transcript of the gene Hacd1, whose product is annotated as very-long-chain (3R)-3-hydroxyacyl-CoA dehydratase hpo-8. The record is from RefSeq and is a predicted model, not a curated record. NCBI's taxonomy places the organism in Eukaryota, Metazoa, Arthropoda, Insecta, Coleoptera, Lampyridae. The coding region runs from base 16 to 882 and encodes 288 amino acids. Gene Ontology annotation, cellular component: endoplasmic reticulum membrane. The transcript is spliced from 5 exons. Gene Ontology annotation, molecular function: 3-hydroxyacyl-CoA dehydratase activity. Gene Ontology annotation, biological process: fatty acid elongation; very long-chain fatty acid biosynthetic process; sphingolipid biosynthetic process.
CCCAUCAGGGCCGACAUGGUUAUUUUUAUACCAGAGUACACAAAACGGUGGCAGGAGAAAUUAUGUUUAUGCCACUUACACAUUCAAAACAUGACCUUAAAGAAUAGAAAGUCCAAUAAUUCGAAUUAUGGCAAGUCAUUCAAUUUUCCGCCGUUUAUGCAAUACAUACAACGCUGGCAAGCAGCAAUUGCGACGAUGUUAAAAAAUAAAUCUUCCGUUUAUUUAUUUUUUUAUAACCUUAUAGAGACUGUUGGUUGGUCGUACAUUUUGUAUUUGCUAGUCAUUCACUUUACUUUCGCGACAGAUGGUUCUCUAUAUGAAAGUAUUAAAACGCCUCUCUUUAUAUUUCAAAAUGCGGCGGUGUUGGAAAUUUUCCACGCAGUAUUCCGGCUAGUACCAUCGUCACCUAGUGUUACGAUUCAACAGGUGUUUUCCAGAGUAAUGCUCGUUUGCGGAGUAUUAAUGCUGUCACGGGAUGCACAGCUUGGUAUUGGUUUGCCCCUGAUUCUUGCUGCGUGGUCAGUUACCGAAAUUAUUCGGUAUGGAUAUUACACAUUAAAUCUUGUAAAUGCUGUUCCACAAUUUCUCCUAUGGCUGAGGUACACACUGUUCAUUGGGCUUUACCCACUUGGAGUAACAGGCGAGUUGUUGUGCAUAUAUGCAGCGUGUAUGGAAUUUAGAAGGAACAAUUAUGGAGUAGUAACAUUACCCAAUUAUUUAAAUGUUACCUUUAAUUAUCCAUAUCUUUUGAUGUUCCUAAUGGCAUUGUACAUACCAUUGUUUCCACCACUUUACAUGCACAUGUUUGGGCAAAGGAAAAAGGUUCUUGGAAAGACUAGUACUACUAAGGUCUCUACUCGGGUCUCUAAGAAGGUUAAAUAGAAAGCAUUCAAUUCUAGUGUUCAAAUCAUAGUCAAUAUAUCGAAUGAUCUCAUUGAUAUGGAAACAUGACCUCAUUAAAUUUUUACAAGAUUUUUCACUUUUUAAAUUUACUGGUUCAUUAUGCAACUAGAUUAAAGUUGAGAUAUGUACAUAUACUAAUAAAUCCAUUUGCUAAAGUCUU